Molecule: messenger RNA, 213 nt
Organism: Dracunculus medinensis (Guinea worm)
Lineage: Eukaryota; Metazoa; Nematoda; Chromadorea; Rhabditida; Dracunculidae
Source: the annotation of a GenBank genome assembly
AUGCACAAUCAGUGCCGUGUUUUCGAAUCCUGUUUCCGCAAUGAAUGCAAAUUGGAUUUUAUUGAUUGUCCAGGUGGUGUUUGUGCACCGCAUCACGUUUGCGUAGCAGGCCGAUGUUUGCGGGAUCCACUAGCACCUGCAGCAUGCCCGGAUGGAUGGAGGCAAAAUGAUCGGUUCAAUGCAUGUUAUAUCGCUGUGUGUUUUGCCGAAUCA